Messenger RNA from Suillus plorans, 727 nucleotides. Its product is annotated as actin-related protein 2/3 complex subunit 3. The record is from RefSeq and is a predicted model, not a curated record. Gene Ontology annotation, molecular function: actin filament binding. The coding region runs from base 109 to 651 and encodes 180 amino acids. Gene Ontology annotation, biological process: regulation of actin filament polymerization; Arp2/3 complex-mediated actin nucleation. The transcript has 4 exons. NCBI's taxonomy places the organism in Eukaryota, Fungi, Basidiomycota, Agaricomycetes, Boletales, Suillaceae. Gene Ontology annotation, cellular component: cytoskeleton; Arp2/3 protein complex.
CAUCAAGCACACAAUAGCGAGUGUAAAAAUAAUUCAGAUUGAAAAGGAAAUGCCCCGUUAACGUUUAAUUUGGUGGCUGUGUACCCCCACUUCUCACCGCUGCGCGCUAUGCCUGCAUACCACUCUGCUUUCAACGAGUUCCCUGAUGCAAUGCAAGCUGGCAAUAUGUCCAUCUUGCCGAUAAGAACCAAAAUUCGUGGUCCUGCGCCCCUUGCCGAUCCAGAGCAAGGAGAUAUCAUAGAUGAGACCCUUGACCUUUUUCGCGCCAAUUCGCUCUUCCGCAACUUUGAGAUCAAAGGGCCUGCGGACCGACUGUUGAUCAUCCUGAUUCUCUAUAUCUCUGAUUGCUUGGCGAAGAUUGGUUCUGCUCGUACAGUGCCAACGCAGAUUGAGGCAUCGAAGAUGUUGAAUACAUUAUCAGUAGACAGUUUCGCCAUCCCAGGCGAUGCUGGAUUCCCUCUUAACGCCCAUUAUGCCCCACCUCAGAGCAGAGCAGACGCGGAGUAUCUGCGGACAUACUUGACACAGGUCCGCCAGGAACUGGCAAUUCGUCUGGUGGAACGCCUGUAUGCCGAUGGGACGGGCAAGCCGAGCAAGUGGUGGAUGGCAUUCCAGAAAAGAAGGUUCAUGAACCGCAGCCUGGGCUCGUAAAUCAGAGCAGUUGUACAUUCCGUUCCGAUUACAUGGGUACUGUACUUUUCAGCAAUGGCAUCUAUAUCACUUCCAU